Messenger RNA from Hydra vulgaris (swiftwater hydra), 1004 nucleotides. RefSeq names its product THO complex subunit 1. Gene Ontology annotation, biological process: regulation of apoptotic process; signal transduction. The record is from RefSeq and is a predicted model, not a curated record. NCBI's taxonomy places the organism in Eukaryota, Metazoa, Cnidaria, Hydrozoa, Anthoathecata, Hydridae. Gene Ontology annotation, molecular function: protein binding.
UAAAAAAAAUAUUCAUUCAGAGUUGUUAUACUCAUUUACUAAAAAUGAACCAUAAGCAAAAAAUGAUAAAAAUUGGAGCAGGGUUAACACAUGGCAAUGUUACGGAAAUAAAGUAUAUCUUUGCAGAUAAAAUUGGGGAUGGUUUUCUUGAAACCAUUAAAGAUGGUCUUGAUAUGAUUAAAGUACUGGAACGUAUUGGCAUUAUUGAUGAAGAUAACUAUAAAGAAUUAGUUGAUUUACUUGAAAAUUUAGGUAGAAAAGAUCUCAUUUCAAUUAUCUAUCCUCAGUCUCAGUCUCAACCAGGGAAUUGGAGCAAUAUUAACAAUAAAUUAAACUCAAUUACAAAUCCUACAAGUACAGAUGCAACAUUUAAUGAUGCUUUGACUCCAAAUAUAAUGGAUAAGGUUGCAAUUCAACUUGGUAGUGAAUGGCUUAGGUUUGGACGUCAUCUUAAUUUAAAAGAUGCUGAGUUAGAUCACAUUGAAAAUGAUAAUAAAAAAACUUAUGACAAGGCCUUUCAGCUUUUAAAACUAUGGAAGCAGAAGUCAAAGGAAGGUUGUCUAACCUGGUCGAAAUUAAGAAAUGAACUCGAACAAUUUAAUCGAUAUGACAUAAUUAGAGAAUUAGAAACAGAAUUCAAACAUUUAAAAGAUACCGGUAAGCAGUGAAGUGAAGAUAAAAACAACAUGUGUUUAGAGAAAGUUUCUUCUAUUUUAUAUAAGACUUCGGAUUUUGCUAAAAAUAAGUUAAGAAUGAAUUAACUAUAAAUUUAAGAAAAAUUAAAUGACUCUAAACUUUGUAAGUAGGUGAAACGUAGAUUUGUCAUGUUAUAUUUAUUUGUUAAUUUAUUUUUGUUGGUUUUAUUUUAUAGUUGUAUUAUUGUAUAGUUAUAAUUGUAUUAAUGAAAAUUUAUUAGUUUUUGGUUUUAAAAAAAACUUGUAACAAACUUUUUUGUGUAAUAAAUUUGUAUUUUUUAAUAGAUUGUAAUAGAUUUGCCUCUCUAA